Puntigrus tetrazona (Sumatra barb) is the source of this 7714-nucleotide messenger RNA. Its product is annotated as peroxidasin. NCBI's taxonomy places the organism in Eukaryota, Metazoa, Chordata, Actinopteri, Cypriniformes, Cyprinidae. The coding region runs from base 117 to 4547 and encodes 1476 amino acids. The transcript is spliced from 23 exons. Gene Ontology annotation, biological process: response to oxidative stress. The record is from RefSeq and is a predicted model, not a curated record. Gene Ontology annotation, molecular function: heme binding; peroxidase activity; protein binding.
UUGAGGAGACUCUGAUUGGUCUUUUAUGCCGUCUAGUACACGGGCUGUAACACUGCCCUACUUCCCACUGGACCGCUGGAUUCCUGCACACCGCUCUUAGGGCGCACUGGCUGGUCAUGGCGUUGCGGACUGUCCGAAACCUACCCUGUUUUUUAAGUGUACUCGGCGUGUUUCUCCUCAGCAGCGGCCCUUACCGGGUCCUCUCGUGUCCUAGCCGCUGUUUAUGUUUCCGUACCACUGUCAGAUGUAUGCAUUUAAACCUGGAAUCAGUGCCCGCUGUCCUUCCUCAGACUACAAUCCUAGACCUGAGAUUCAACAAAAUCAAGGAUUUACAGCCAGGAUCCUUCAGAAGAUUAAAAAACCUCAACACGCUGCUUUUAAACAACAACCACAUCAGAAGAAUCCCAAGAGGAGCCUUCGAGGAUUUGGAGAACCUAAAAUAUCUCUAUUUGUACAAGAAUGAAAUCCAGGCCAUAGACAGAGAAGCUUUUAAGGGCCUCGUCUCUCUAGAACAGCUAUACUUGCACUUCAACAACAUCGAGUCAUUGGAGCCGGAGUCUUUCUCUCAUCUACCCAAGCUUGAGCGGCUGUUUCUGCACAAUAACAGAAUUACUCAUCUUGCGUUAGGGACCUUCUCCCACCUGCAGUCCAUGAAGAGGCUGCGCCUGGACUCCAACUCGCUGCACUGCGACUGCGAACUGCUGUGGUUGGCCGAUCUGCUGAAGCAGUACGCAGAGUCCGGCAACGCUCAAGCCGCAGCUACAUGUGACUAUCCAAGCCGCUUGCAGGGACGCUCGGUCGCAACUCUCACUGCAGAGGAGCUCAACUGCGAAGUUCCCCGGAUCACAUCUGAGCCACAGGAUGUUGACGUAACCUCUGGGAACACUGUGUACUUUACAUGCAGGGCAGAGGGUAACCCCAAACCUCAGAUCAUCUGGCUCAGAAACAACAAUGCUCUGAACAUGAGAGAUGACACACGUCUCAACCUUCUGGAAGAUGGGACCCUGAUGAUCCAGGACACGCGGGAGACAGACCAGGGCGUGUAUCAGUGCAUGGCCAAAAACGUGGCUGGAGAGGUGAAGACCUCAGAGGUCACCCUGCGAUACUUCAGAUCGCCUUCUCGACCUAGUUUUGUGAUCCAGCCGCAGAAUACAGAGGUUCUGGUCGGGGAGAGCGUGACCCUGGAGUGCAGUGCGGCGGGACAGCCACAGCCCCGCGUGACCUGGACCAAAGGAGACCACACAGCCCUCCCGGUGGACCCUCGCAUCAACAUCACUCCCUCAGGAGGUCUCUACAUCCAGAACGUCAAUCAGGCCGAUGGGGGACAGUACACCUGCUUCGCCAGUAACAAUGUGGACACCAUCCACGCCACUGCGUAUAUCAUAGUACAGGCUCGUCCUCAGUUCACAGUGACCCCUCAGGACCAGUCUGUGCUGGAGGGUCACACGGUGGACUUUCCCUGCGAGGCCAGCGGCUACCCUCAGCCUGUCAUAGCAUGGACUCGCGGCGGCAGCCCCUUGCCUAAUGACCGACGGCAUGUAGUCCUCUCCUCGGGCAGCUUGCGCGUCAGCCGCGUGGCUCUUCAUGACCAGGGCCAGUACGAGUGCCAGGCGGUCAGUCCCGUUGGCACCGUCAGAGCAGCGGUUCAUCUCAACAUCCUGCAGACCGUAACGCCUGUUUUCUCAAGCGCUCCAAGGGAUAUGACUGUGGAGUCUGGAUCAGAUGUCCAGAUUCCGUGCAGCGCGCAGGGUGAGCCCACACCUAUCAUCACAUGGAGCAAGGAUGGAGUCCAGAUUACAGAGAGUGGGAAGUUUCAUAUCAAUCCAGAUGGCUAUCUGGAAGUGCAUGACGUGGGGCUUGCUGAUGGGGGACGGUAUGAGUGUGUAGCCCGCAACUCCAUUGGAUAUUCCUCGUCUAGUAUGGUGCUAACAGUGCAAGUCCCGCAGGUGAGCCGGGAGGGUGAUCCGUUUGUCUCGACGUCCCUCGAAGAGGCCAUUCGGAGCAUCAACAGCGCAAUAGACUCCACCAGGAGGCAGCUCUUUGACGGAUCUCCUCGUACCCCUGCAGAGCUUCUGGCUCUGUUUCGUUACCCCCGGGACCCUUACACAGUGGAGCAGGCCAGAGCUGGUGAGAUUUUUGAGCAGACCCUACUUCUCAUCCAGAGGCACGUCAACCAAGGCCUCAUGGUGGACACUAACGGAACAGCCUACCGCUACAAUGACUUGGUGUCGCCAAGAUUUCUGGAUAUGAUUGCUAACCUGUCUGGCUGCACGGCCCACCGGCGCUUCAACAACUGCUCUGAUAUCUGCUUCCACCAGAAGUAUCGCACCCACGAUGGCACUUGCAACAACCUGCAGCACCCCAUGUGGGGCGCCUCGCUCACUGCCUUUGAGCGCUUACUAAAGCCCGUCUACGACAAUGGCUUCAAUCUCCCACGUGGCGCCACUGAGCGAAGGCAUAACAGUUUCCCCCUGCCUCUGCCACGCCUGGUCUCCACCACCAUGAUCGGGACGGAGACCAUCACCCCAGAUGAUCGCUACACACACAUGCUUAUGCAAUGGGGCCAGUUCCUUGACCACGACCUGGAUUCAACCGUGGUAUCCCUCAGCCAGUCUCGUUUCUCCGACGGACAGUUGUGCACCUCGGUGUGCACCAAUGAUCCACCUUGCUUUCCAAUCAUGUUCCCUCCUGACGAUCCACGGCAGAGGCGCAACGGAGCACGUUGCAUGUUCUUUGUGCGCUCUAGUCCUGUCUGUGGAAGUGGAAUGACCUCUCUGCUUAUGAACUCUGUGUAUCCACGUGAGCAAAUGAACCAGCUCACCUCCUACAUCGAUGCUUCCAAUGUUUACGGCAGCUCGCAGCACGAGGCAGAAGAGAUCCGUGACCUGGCCAGCCACCGGGGCAUGUUGAAGCAGGGCAUUGUGCAACGUACGGGCAAGCCAUUGCUCCCCUUUGCAACCGGCCCACCAACAGAGUGCAUGCGAGACGAAAACGAAAGUCCCAUUCCUUGCUUCCUAGCUGGGGACCAUCGUGCCAAUGAGCAGCUUGGGUUGUCGGCUAUGCACACGAUUUGGUUCCGUGAACACAACCGCAUAGCCAGCGAGCUGCUACGUCUCAACCCCCAUUGGGAUGGAGACACCAUUUACCAUGAGGCACGGAAGAUAGUCGGAGCGCAAAUGCAGCAUAUAACCUACAGCCAUUGGUUGCCUAAAAUAUUGGGAGAGGCUGGCAUUAGGCUAAUGGGCGACUAUAAUGGCUAUAAUCCCAAUAUUAAUGCUGGCAUCCUCAAUGCUUUUGCCACCGCCGCUUUCCGCUUUGGCCAUACGCUCAUUAACCCCAUACUGUACCGGCUCGACAAAAACUUCCAGCCCAUCCAGCAAGGACACAUCUCGCUGCACAAGGCUUUUUUCUCACCCUUCCGUAUCGUGAACGAAGGAGGCAUCGAUCCUUUGCUCCGUGGCUUGUUUGGAGUUGCGGGAAAAAUGCGAGUGUCCACUCAGCUGCUUAAUACCGAACUUACCGAACGCCUUUUCUCGAUGGCGCACGCCGUGGCGCUUGACCUUGCUGCCAUGAAUAUCCAAAGGGGACGCGACCACGGUAUCCCCCCGUACAAUGACUACCGGGUGUUCUGCAACCUGACGUCCGCACAGACGUUUGAUGAUCUGAGGAAUGAGAUUCAAAACCCCAGCGUCCGAGAAAAGCUUCAAAGGCUGUAUGGCACACCUCAGAAUAUCGACCUGUUUCCUGCGCUGAUGGCUGAAGAGCUAGUGCCUGGCAGCAGACUGGGACCGACCCUCAUGUGUUUACUGGCAGCCCAGUUUAAGCGUCUCAGAGAUGGUGACCGAUUUUGGUACGAGAACCCUGGCUCCUUCAGCCCUGCUCAGUUGACCCAGCUGAAGCAGACGUCUCUCGCCCGGGUGCUGUGUGACAAUAGUGACAACAUCACCCGAAUCCAGUCAGAUGUCUUUAGCGUGGCUGAAUUCCCUCAUGGUUAUGGGAGCUGUAAGGAUUUACCAAAGAUUGAUCUACGUAUGUGGCAGGACUGCUGUGAAGACUGCCGUACUAAAGGUCAGUUCAACGCCCUGUCGUACCACUUCAGAGGUCGGAGGUCAGCAGAGCACAGCUAUACAGAGGAGAAACCUGCCAGCAACCUCACCGACAACAGCAGCGCUUUGGAAGAAGCUCCAAGUGCAGUAAAUAUAACUGUUUCACCGAAGUCGAGCACUGAACCCUCCAUUAAGGAUUUUCAAGACUUUGUUGCUGACAUGCAGAAAACUAUCACAAGUUUACGAAAACAGAUAAAAAGACUUGAAGGCCGUCUGAGCAAGACAGACUGUGCAGAUGAGGAUGGGAGAGAGCGAGUUAAUGGAGAGAGCUGGAAGAAGAACCCCUGCACCACCUGUCAGUGUCACGAGGCCCAGGUGACGUGUUUCGUGGAAAAGUGUCCGCAGGCCGCAUGUCUGAAGCCAUUGACGCCCAAAGGCUCGUGCUGCCCCGUGUGCCUCGACCAGUCGUCACAACCGCAGGAGAACCAGCGCCACAUAUAACCUCAGGACACUUGACCAAUGUGACCUUGAGCUCAUGACUCCAAAUGUUUCAUAGUUGCGUUUCAGGGUUUUUUCGUUGUUUGUCAAGUAUUGGUAUUUUUGUUUGCAUAUCCUCAGAUGCCCUCUACAAAGAACCAAAAAAUACACUGCCUAAAAAAGUAUUUGAACAGAUGAAUGUCGGGACCCUGUUUUCCUCCUCAGGCAUGUUAACUGGGAGACGACUACCCAAAGUGUUCAUUUACGAGACCUCCGGUCCUCGAGGGACAGACUUCAGCUCCAGCACUAAUCAGACACACCAAACCAAAGUCUUCAAGAUUACUUGAAAAUGACAAAAAAAUACAUUUGAGAUUUACAUAUUUGGAUUGCAUAUAACGUUUCAGCCCAUUUGGACUGCACAGUUUUAACAGAGUCAAUGCUUUACGUAUUUGUCAGUUGAGACGGGUAAGAUUUCUAAAUUAAAUACACAUGUUCAUACUUAACACACAUUUACAGAUUUAUGCUUAUUCUGAGAAUGCGUUUAAAAAAAUAGGAAUAUUUAGAUCAAAUCAAAUGGAUGCAAAGAUUAAAAAAAACUUGUUUCAUCAAUCUGGCGAAGUUGCAUCGGUUUAUUAGUUGAUGUUAAAGCUGUAUAAAACAACUGGAAUUUUACGUGCAAUUCAAAUGCGUAAACGGUCAAUUUAGGCCUAAACGUGUUUGUUUGUCGGAGCCGAACUCUCCAGGACCGGAGUUGCUCAUUUCUGGUUGUUUUACAGAAGAAGCUUCCUCAGGUUUGGGAUGCUGAAGAACUGGUGCUAUCUUACUCCAUUUAAGUGAUUUGCCCAAGUCUCACGAGUGUUGUUUUAUGCAUUUAAUUGUUUUGCAAUACGCGAUGCAUCGUACGGUAUAUACACUCAUUAUGUGCUUUUUAAAACCGCACUUGAGCGAACAUCCUUCGUUUUUGUAGUUACGCUAAAGACAUUUUAAACCUUACUCGUACUUUUGCCUUGUUUAUGGUGCACGGUAUCAUAUUCUGGACAUAUGUAGAAUAUUAGUUCCCGCUUUUUAUCUUCCUCUCACGUGGAGAAAAAUGUGAAUACCUUGAAAUCAAUCUUUGCCAUGGGGGAAAAAAACUCUACUGAUCAUCAAAUGUUUGUUUCCCUUGGCAACUGCGGGUUUUCGGAGACCUGGUGUUCUUUGCUUUAUCUUGACAGAAAGCUGUUGUUGAUGUUUUUGGUUUGGGAGCGACUGAGGUGAAGCGUUUGGGAAGUGCGGCACUGAGCUGACGUCAGGCUCUCUUUUAGGGUGUUACUGUACUUUUCUAUCAUGCUCUGUUCUACCGGCCCAGUAUUUAUAUUCUCGUCAUGAAUGAAGGUCCAGAUGUUUCCUCCCUUUUCAAACAGUGUUCAGAGAGAUGUAAACAGUUGUGCCUCAUCACAAUACAUCACUUGAAACACACACACACUUCUCUCGCAGCAUCCAGUGUUUCACUAUAUUCGCAUUCGCUCACUUAGCAAACGUUUUUAUUCCAGCGGAAGAGCGAUAUUUGUUCUGAUUCCGUUAACGAUACGUUUUAGUGCUUUUAAGGAAUCACUAAAUAAUGUUAGAUAAGAGUCGGACUGCACUGUUUGUUACCGUGUAGCCAGCGAGGACGUUUUGCCGUUGUUUUGUUUUGUUUUUGUUUUCAGACUCGAGUUUUACUUUGGUGCUGUGGAAAAAUUCGUUUAGUAGCUUAGAGUGAUGUAGACGUAUGUUGAGCAUAAAGAACCAUUACUAGAAUUGUAACAUGAUGGAGAUUAUGCAUACACAAAUACUGCUGGUCGAGAGUUUGGAAUAAUUACUUUUUCUUAACCGAUUGCAUUUAUUUGAUCAUUAUUACAGUUUUAUUACAUCAUUAUUACAUCAUUAUUACAGAUCAAUAUUACAGUUAAACGGUUAUUUUUAACCUUUAAUUCCUGUGAUACGAAGUUGAAUUCUUAGCAUAAUUACUCCAGCUUUAAGUGUGCUGAUUGGCUGCUUAGUUAUUUGCGAUUAAUAGUGAUUUAUGUUAUUAAGUGAAGUUGAAAACAUUUUUCACUUUUUUGGUUUUUUGGAAACUGAGAUGCAUUUUAAGAUUAUUUGAUAGGCAAAAAAUAUAUAAAGUAAAUGUUAUUUCUGAUUAUCAAUUUAUUGCAUCCUUGUUGAAUGAAACUAUUAAUAGUAAAACUUACUUCAAAAUUUUGAACGGCAAUGCAUCAUGUUUUCCGUGAAAAUACACUCAACUAUUGUCAAUACUGGUCGUUUUAGAAUGAUUUCUGGAGGAUCGUGCGGCACCGACGAUUGAAGUAACGAUGCUGAAAAUUCAGCUUUGCAUUACAGGGCUAAAUACAAAAUGCUUCUUUUAAUCUGGAAAGACAUUUCACAAUUUUUACCAUAAUUUUGAUUAAAGUAAAUGCAGUCUUGGUGAGCACAUAUUUAUUCCACAUUUUGACCAGCGGUGUAUAAUAUGUGUACUAUUAUUAUUAUUAUUAUUGUUAUUAUGUAAAUAGAAACUGGUCCUCAGUUCCCAACCCUAGAAAUUCAACAGCACUUCUUAUGUUGAAUGUGAAGUUUCCCCGACACUGUCACACACCUCGUACCAAAGAGCAAACGCGUGUGUUUUGUUUAGUGCACUGGUAAGACGUUUGAGCUGUGGCGUGUUUGAGUUGAGUUUUUUGUUUUGUUGGAGUCUGACUCGUCAAGAAAGCCAUAUCCUGAGCUGGGGAGUGAGCUUCUGCUCCUCUCUAAAACAUUCCGCUGCGUCCUGAUGAAACGCCAUCGAGUCACCGUUACAAUCACCGUCUGCUUGUUCGGUUGCAGUCGCGCUGGUUGGUGAUCGGGAAAGUGACUGCUGUUGUGUUGAGAGCAGCUGACUGAAUUUUUACUGUUUUUACCAUUUGUGACUGCAUUCGGCUCUUUUAUCUGUUGUGUGGUUCUUUAUCAGUGUUUUUUACUCCCAAAUGGCCUGCCUUCCUUCCUAAAUGAUCUAACAACCUCUCGAAGACCUUCCCCCAAACCAAACUGUGCACACAUUGCCAUGGACAUGCACUGCCCUGCGAGACUGAACAUGCUCAAGUGGUCAAAGUGAUUCUUAUAUUUUGUAUUGUAUUUUUGCCAAAGACUGUUUGCACUGCAACGUAUGCCUUUCAACAAUAAAAUGGCCACAUAUGAAA